Linnemannia hyalina is the source of this 1167-nucleotide messenger RNA. The record is from the annotation of a GenBank genome assembly. NCBI's taxonomy places the organism in Eukaryota, Fungi, Mortierellomycota, Mortierellomycetes, Mortierellales, Mortierellaceae.
AUGACGACGCAGACGCCCUUUACGGCAGGGAAUCACGGUGGUGCCCUCAGGUCCCUCACAGCAGAACUCUCUCAGACUGAGCCGACUCUUCGAGGGAUCUCUCAGCGGGCGGUUUGGGGCAUGUACUACCGAGUGCUCGGGAACUACAGGGGCAUGGUCCAUCUCCUGUCCAAGGUCCGAGGAGAUAUCUAUAAAACACCAGAUACCAUCAUGUGGAAGGCUGCUGCAGCAUUGUCACAGCUGGAUGCAAUUCACAGAGGAGAGCCAGAAGAACCGAAUAUUGAGUACGUGGUCGAUAAGAGCACUGUGCAGCAUGAGGAGACUCAGGAGCACGAGGAGGAGGAAGAAGAAGAUGAGCACCCGCCAACACAUAACGACAACUUCAACAUCACCUACAAUGGACAAUCCUCGACAGGAUUGCAAGAGUCAACAAGGCAUGAUCGCGACUCAAGAGCGAGCCGGAAGCGGAUGGCUGACACUACGGAACCCUUGGAAGCUGCGUCGGCUGCAAAACGAGCUCAGAGAGUGGGCAAAGGGAGAGCAUUGUCGUAUAUGGUCAAUGGACGCCACUACCCAGAAGAAAGGAGGGUAGUAACAGCAUCCCGCUCACCUUCAAGCCCUGAUUUAUCAGGUCCAGAGCAGGACGAGCGACAUUAUAGCACAAGCGCUCUGGAAACUUCGAAAGGCGACUCGCGGUCCUAUGGCCAACAAUACAAUGACCAUGGCGACACCACAUUUCAGGACUAUGUGCAUUCACGGACAGUACCUUUACCGACAUCACCAUCCCGCAACAGAACAUCCCACUCGAGGAACACAAUAUCAGGUCUUUUCGAAUAUCAGGACGAGUUGGACGACACAGCACAUAUGGAGGAUCUGAUCCGGUCCCUUCAUCGUGAUACGAGGAUCCAAAUGGCGAAUAUGAGGAGUGCCAUUGAGACGCAGCAAGCGCAGCUAAACUCGCUGCAGGACACACUGGAUACGAUCUUGCGCAGGAUCCCGACGGGUUCCUCUCACGCACAACACCAGCAGCGUCAAGGACGGAUCUUGAUGUUGCCGGACACCAUUGAUGAGCGGUAUUAUGACCAAGAGGGGGAACGCACGCAUCGUCGAUACGGCCUCAACAGCCACAGUAGUCAGAGUCGUCCGUCGCACAAGGGGCGUCGUUAG